CAACCAUAGAAAUUUCUAUUUUCAGCCAUGGUAACGCAGCAACAACAUUCAAAAGUCCGAAACAUGGCGGAAGAAGCUGGAAGUAGUGAUCUACCAGAUAUUCAAACGAGGUAUAAAGCCUCGAUGGUGCUUAGUGGUGUUGGAGAUGCAUUAGGUUAUAAGAAUGGUAGGUGGGAAUUCAACUUUGUUGGAUCAAGCAUCCACGAUGAACUAAACAAACUAGGAGGUGUGAAUAAGUUAGAAAUAAAACCGAACGAUUGGAAAGUUAGUGACGACACUGUGUUAAAUUUGGCGACUGCAGAAAGUCUUGUUAAGAAAAGUGAUGCAGAUGACGAAUCUCUUUUUGCUGAAAUUGCUGCAGCAUACAAAUGGAUUGUAGUUAGAGACAUGGCAGGAAGGGCACCUGGAGCGACAACUAUGAACAGCUGUAGCCAGUUACGCCCCCAAAUCCCUGAUGGUUAUCGAAUACCCUUUAAUCAACGAGGUGGAGGAUGUGGGGCAGCAAUGAGAGCGAUGUGUAUAGGGCUAAGGUACCCGGCCGUCGAUGAUGAAAGGUGUUUAGAGAAGCUUAUCAAAAUAAGUAUAGAAUCAGGUAGAAUGACACAUCAUCAUCCAACAGGGUAUCUCGGCAGUCUUGCAAGUGCCCUUUUUACAGCCUUGGCAGUAAAGGAGGUUCCUGUUAAAAAAUGGGGCUUGAAACUCAUGGAUUUACUUCCACAAGCAUUAGAUUACAUUAGAGAAAGUGGGUACUUUGUUAAUGAAAAUAUUGAAGCCUGGGAAUAUUUUAAGACUUCAUGGGAGAAGUAUUUGCUGUUAAGAGGUAUACUAGAUGGGCAAACUGAGCCAAAGUUUCCAGAUAAAUAUGGUGUUGCAGAGCGUGAUUUGUUCUACAAAUCUCUUGCUUUCCAGAAUUGGGGUGGAUCUAGUGGGCAUGAUGCUCCAAUGAUUGCAUACGAUGCACUUCUUGCAUCUGGCAGUGACUGGGAAAAACUUUGCCAUCAUGGAAUGCUUCAUGGAGGAGAUAAUGAUUCAACUGGUGUUAUUGCUGGGGCAUGUUUUGGAGCAAUGUAUGGGUUUCGAGGAGUACCUGAAUGUAACUAUAAAAAAGUGGAGUACCAUGACAGACUUAAUAGUGCAGGCAGUGAGCUGUAUAGCAUUGCCUGUGCUGACAAAUACAUAUGAUGAACAUAAUAUUCAGCUUUGAAAGCAAAAUCUUGGACUAGUUACAGAAAAACAAUAUUGAUUAUUUUCAUGCACUUUGAGAUUAAUGUACUUACAUAUAUGUUGAACCAACUUUUAAUCAUUUAAUACAUAUUAAGAAAUAUAAUAUGUACAUUAAUUCAUUAUAAUAACUUUUGGAAGAUCAAAACACUUUUGUCUAAAUGUUAGAUUAGUUUAUACUCCCUUUGGAUUUACCAUAAUUUUUUUAAAGAUGGUUUAGGAAAUAUUUUCAUCAAAAGGUGAUUUAGGCACAAGAUAACAGGAAUCUUGACCAUCUUAAUUACAAUUUUGAUAUUUAGAGAGUCAUCUAAGUAUUUUUAUCAGAAGGUUUUUUAUCCAGUUAAUUCCCACUUGUAUUGACCUUGAAAAUAUUUUUUAAAGUUAUUCAAUCUUAAUUUCAAUUUUUAAAUCUAGAGAGUCAUCUCAGUAUUUUUAUCAGAAGCUUUUUUAAUCAUAUUAAUUCUCACUUUGAUCAACCUUGAAAGUAUUUUUCUUUUAAAUUUCUUUUAGGUGUUUUUCACUCAGCUAUGCUAAAUUGAUCAAAAUGACUUGCUUGAAGGUUUUUUAUAAUUUAUUCAACUGCUUGGAAAACAUUUUUGAAUGAUUUAAGGGUGAUUAAAAGGAAGUUUCAAUGAUAUAUUUGAAACUAAAACUUUGGUUUUCUACAAGAAUGGCCCAGACUACGUUAUUUAGAUUAAUAAAAAAUAUCAUUUUUGCACUGAGUAUGUUUUUAUGUCUUUUAUUUUGGCUGUAACAACAGCUGUUUUUCACAAAGAGAAUUGUGCAUUGGUUUAUAAAUGAAAGUAGAUUAGAUUGACAUGGAUCAUUUUUCUGUAAAUUCAUGUAAGUUUAUACAUAGAAAAACUUUGGGAAGGGAAAAAGGAAAGAAUACCAGAAAUAAAUUAUUCCAUCUAUGGCAAGAGAUGUUGAUGCUAGCUUUAAGAAAUAUUACAACUGGGAUAAACUUUUGGAAAAGUUGAUACAACAAAUUUAACUGGGAUAGUUACAACUGGGAUAAAACUUUCGAAAGGUUGAUAGUGAGUUUUGGAAUCUGGAUAAAAACUUACAAAUUGGGAGGAAAAGCAAUUUCUUCCCAAAUAAGAUUAAAAUGAGCCUUUU
Molecule: messenger RNA, 2340 nt
Organism: Rhopilema esculentum
Lineage: Eukaryota; Metazoa; Cnidaria; Scyphozoa; Rhizostomeae; Rhizostomatidae
Product: ADP-ribosylhydrolase ARH1
Biological process (GO): protein de-ADP-ribosylation
Molecular function (GO): ADP-ribosylarginine-[protein] hydrolase activity; magnesium ion binding
Source: RefSeq, a predicted model, not a curated record